Molecule: messenger RNA, 3564 nt
Organism: Branchiostoma floridae (Florida lancelet)
Lineage: Eukaryota; Metazoa; Chordata; Leptocardii; Amphioxiformes; Branchiostomatidae
Exons: 15
Coding region: 34-3564 (1176 amino acids)
Biological process (GO): miRNA processing
Molecular function (GO): zinc ion binding; miRNA binding; protein binding
Source: RefSeq, a predicted model, not a curated record
GCUGAGGCAAUGUCGUACGCCCACUGAGUAACGAUGGAGUACAUGUGGGUCCCUAACCCCCUCAGUGGGGAGUUAGACCUAGUUGCGGUGGAGUUCCCACCUUAUGCCGGUGCCUACUCUUCCCUGGCGCCCUUCGGUGGAGCCCAUGAAUGCAUCCACACACACCGUGGCUACAGCCCGAGACGCCUUCCACGGGAAAGACAACGACGACGGUUUGACAUAGAGGAACGUAUGCGGUAUAUAUGGUCAGACGUCCCAUGGAAUGGACCAGUGCAUCUGUACAAGGAUUGGCUGCAUAAACUGAGGAGAGACGUGAAAGAGGAGGGGGAUGAAUGUUACGGAGAAGAGGACUUUGAGACAGCUUUUGAGUACUACACACAUUGCCUGGAGGUCUGUCAGGUGCUGCACGAAGAAGGUUUCCAUGGCAGCGCCGCCGACAGAGAGUUCGUGAGGAAACUCUACAGUAACAGAGCAGCGUGUAGCUUUAAACUGCGUGACUACCAAGGCACCAUUCAGGAUUGUGACCAAGCUUUAAAAAUCAUACGUUUAGCGCAUCUUUCGCCUGAAAGUCGCCAAAAGCCUCUGUACUGGAAGGCCCGGGCACAAAAGGAACGUCGACUUUACUCAGAGGCAUGGCACACCGCAGAGGAGUGCAGACAAAUAGCUUCCUCGGAUGCAGCUAUACAUGCACUGAUGGAAGAAAUCCGCCCACUGCUUCCACCCUCGAUCCGUCGUCUUCUUCUCCAGGCGAGCCCUGGUCAGCCAGAAUCCCAACGUUCACACCGUGACGCAACCGGUUCGGUGUCAAGUUCAGGUGCUGCUCCGACUGAAGAAAGGGAAGGGCAGGAGGAACAGAGCGACAAAAGCAAGAAAUCAAAAGCUUCAUCAAUGCCUGCUGUUAAGCCAAAGUCCAAGAAGCAACUGAAAGCAGAGCAAAAGAGGAGAGAAAGGGAAGCGGCAGAGAUCGGCCAACAACUUCAGGCAAAGAAGAAAGAGGAAGCAGAAAGGGAGGAGAAGAGGAAACAGCAAGCCUCUGAGCGAGCAGCAGUUUGUAAAGUUUCCAGGGAGAUGGCCGUUCAAAUUGGCACUGAAGGAAGAAAUGACGUCGACAUCACCGGCGACACAAAGACAAAGGAAGACCAGCGGAAAGAAGAAGAGUAUGCGGACGACGUAGAUGUCGGAAGCAUAGACGGCAGCAUCGAUAAAGAGGUUCAAGAGGCAUUGAUCACAGCCGCUGCCGUCUCUGCAAGAAAGCCUAUCUCCAGCCCUAGCCACGGCUCCAGUACAGGCUCUAGCCCCAGUUUGGGCACCAGCCCAAGUGUGCGCACCAGUCCCAGCUCUAGUUUGGGCACCAGUCCCAUCCCUAGUUUGGGCACAAGAUCUAGCUCUAGUUUGGGCACCAGUCCCAUUCCUAGUUCGGGCACAAGAUCUAGCUCUAGUUUGGGCACCAGUCCCAUCCCUAGUUUGGGCACAAGAUCUAGCUCUAGUUUGGGCACCAGUCCCAUCCCUAGUUCGGGCACAAGAUCUGGCUCUAGUUUGGGCACCAGUCCCAUCCCUAGUUCGGGCACAAGAACCAGCCCUAGUUUGCGCCCUAGUCCCAGUGCCAAUACUUCAACGAUUACGGAGAGCACAGAGCCGCCCAAGGCAGUGCGCACAUUGGCGUCGGGCAAAUACGAGUUCCUCCUAGCUUGUGAGGGGUGCUUUGUACAGGAAGAUGGUCUGCACGGCGCUGGAGCUUAUUCCUACAAGGCAAACACCAAUCACAAGUGCAGAGGGAACGUUUUGCUUGCAAGGAAGAGGGACAGCAACGAAUCUUUCGUUAAGAUUCGCCAGAGUCCGAAACACAGCUUCUUGUUUUCCGGUACAUACAAGUUUUGCCGGCAGUUUCAAGGAUCUCGUCCAUGCAAGAUUGGAGAAUCUAGAUGCACCUUCGCUCACAACGAGAUAGAGAGAGAGAUUUGGACAAGAGAACGCGAAGAGAAGUUCAACCGUAAGGUCGUGACCGACCAGCUAAGAUCCAAGGAUCCCGAACGCUGGCUUGAAACACAGUCUACCCGUGACAUUGCUAGCAACAGCUCAGACACAGACACGGACUCUUUGUCAACAACCGAAUCUGUUGAAGAAAGCAGUGUCGGAGAUCUGCGUAGACGGGUCUAUGAGUACAAGAUAGCGUGUGAUGUAUGCUUUCUAAAGGACAACAACAAGCAUGGCACAGAGGCGUACUCUCACGCACACAACAAGAAGCACGACUGUAGAGAAGACGUUCUUCUUGCUCGGAAGAGAAAGAAUACCGACGACGCGUUUAAGAAAGUCCGCCCGCGCCCGCAGCACGCUUUCUUUGGAACGUACAAACUUUGCCAGCAGUUCCAGUCGUCAAUGCCCUGCAUGCUUGGGGAGGCAAGAUGCACCUUCACUCAUAGCGAGAUAGAAAUCGACCUCUGGACAAGAGAGCGACAAGGAAAGUUUAACCGUGAUGAGUUGAUGUCUCAGCUCAGUAAAUCGCCCCCGUCAGAGGCUGAGGCUAUCGAUAAACUGCGACAGAAACACGGCGGCAGCUUUCGGUUUCUCUGCAAGGAGUGCUUCCAUGGCGCCGGCAGUCCCACGGUCAUCAGUGACUCGUCGCUGUGUGACCGACAUUUGGAAACACGUCAGGAGGACAUCGAACUUCUCGUCCACGAGAGAGAAACAAGUAAAGGAGAGACUCGCUUCACAUCGGUAAUGCCACUGCCACAGCUCGCGGCCAAUCAGAUCCCGCUAUUCUGCGCCUACAUGGACAAGUGUACCUUUGGAGGCGAAGGGUGUCGACGGGCACACGGCCAGAUAGAGAUGGACGUGUGGAUGCUGGAAAGAAAGUACGGUACUUCGCAACGCCAAUUGGUUCACGACCAAUCAGAGGCAGCCGGUCCUCGUCCAAUGGGAAACGUUCCCGCAAAAUGGCGACACGUGGAAUGUCCAUUCAAGUUGCAGUUCGUCUGCAGGCAGUGCUGGCUGUCAGGGUGUGGUGUAAGUGUGAUGUCAACCAUUGGCCAUACAUGCGAACACCGAAACAAGCACCCGUGGAACGUGGCAAACAGAAUGUGUCUCAGUACUGACGCUAAAAAGGAGAUCCGGAAACCGCUGACCAUGCCAAAGUCGCCCUUCCAGAUGUGCUGGCAUGUUCAACAAGGCAACGCGUGUCCCGUUGGCAAGACGUGCACAUUUGCUCACAGUCAAGAGGAGAGGAAGAUAUGGACAUUCAUGAAAGAAACGAAAGUUCGUGACCUUGAAGUCUUGGUGAAUCUCUCACAACAACAACAUACCAGACCAUCAACACCCACAACACCGUCCCCUCAAGCUUCUCCACGUGCACGUCCCUCAGACUUCCCACUUCUCACCCCACGGGCGAGUCAGUACUACUGUAACCUGUGCCAUAAGACGUGUAACGGCAGGGUGACGUUUGACCAGCACUGCUCGUCCGAGGGCCACCAGGCCAGGAUCAGGUCGGACGCCAGCGACAACUGGCAGUAUCGCCGGCCGCCGUGGAUUGGAUCAAACGAGGAGUACAAACUUUGCCGAAGGUACUGA